Microplitis demolitor is the source of this 6389-nucleotide messenger RNA. RefSeq names its product NPC intracellular cholesterol transporter 1. Gene Ontology annotation, cellular component: membrane. NCBI's taxonomy places the organism in Eukaryota, Metazoa, Arthropoda, Insecta, Hymenoptera, Braconidae. The transcript is spliced from 9 exons. The record is from RefSeq and is a predicted model, not a curated record. The coding region runs from base 529 to 3459 and encodes 976 amino acids.
AAUGUGGUUAUGUUAUUACUGGCCAUUUGAAUUUGAUAAUUAAAAAGUAACCAUGUCAAAUUGUUUAAUUACCUGAGUUUCUAAACCUCAUUGUUAUUGUAAUUAUCAAUUAUUAAGUUUCAUCUAUAGGCUAAAUAUCAAACAUGUAAAAAUAAACGAUAUGAUUAUUAUCUAAUAAUCAUAACAUACAUUAAAUAUAAACAUGGGCGUCAUUGAAUCUCUGAAAUAAUCAAGAUGUGAAAUCUUGGUCCAAAGGUUCUCUUGUGAUAAUUGUCUAUUCAUUAUUCAUAUCAAGUUAUGAUUUAUAUUAAUUAUAAAAAUAAAUUAUUUCACAUUUUAAAAAACAAGACAUAAAAAUUUAUCUGCUGAUAUUUAUUUCAAUAUAGAACGUCAUGUAAAAGCAUCAGUAGCAAUUAAGUGAAGGCUGACUCAUAAUUUAAAGUUGUCAAUAAUAAAAGACUGUCAUUAAGAAAUAAAUGCUUUAAUCAAAUGUGUAUGUAAAUUACUUUAACAUAAUAUCCACAAGCAAUGGAAGCUACAGAAGAAUCAGCUGUCAAACGUAAAUCUAUUGGUCGUUUAUUGAAACGUAUUCCUCAAAAUAUUGCUACAACUGUUGAACACUUUUUCUACAGUUUAGGAAUACAAAUAGCAAGACACCCAUUAAUAUGGAUAUUAGGAUGUUCAAUAGUAGUUUUAUUGUGUCUAGGAGGUUUGUACCGUUUUCGUCAAGAAAAAAAUCCAUUGAAAUUAUGGGUACCACCGGAUUCCGACUUUGUUAAAGACACUGAAUGGUUGAUGGAGCGUUUUGAUGAAGGACAACGCGUUGAGACUGUGAUUAUGACUGCUGAUGAUGUUUUGCAACCUCAUGUUUUAUUUGAAAUGAAUGAAAUAAUAAAACGUAUUAUGUCUAUGGAGACUGAUAGUCAACCAAAGCUUUAUUGGACUGAUGUUUGUUUUAAAAUUCCUAUAAUAUCUGGAUACACAAAUCGUGAAAAACGUGAUAUAGAAGAUGACGAUUUUUUUGAAGAAGAACCAGCAGCACGUUCAGAUAAAAUAAAUUUCGAUCCAUCAGUUCAUGCGCCGACAAAAGUAUACUGCGAUAUUUUAAAUAAUUUACCGACGGGUUGCCUUAUUCUGAGCAUACUCGAUUUAUGGGAGUAUAAUUCUGAUUUAAUAGUUAAUCAAACCAAAGCUGAUAUUAUUAAUAAAAUAAAUUCUGCUGAAAUGAGCCCGACUUUGGGUCAUCCGAUGAAUUUUACUGAAUUAUUAGGUGGCACUGUCACCGAUGACACGGGUAAAAUUGUCAGCGCUAAAGCUCUCAAGACUCACUGGAUGCUGCACGUUGAUUUUAAAAAAAUAAAUAUGAAUGACGCUGGCAAUGAUGUUGGAACUUCUGACUGGGCAACGCUUGAUGUAUUAAAUUGGGAAAGUGCCUUUCUAAAUCAACUUCACUUGAGCUCUGAGUAUUUAAAAAAAAAUAAUCUCAUUACGAAUCAAUCAUUGGAGAUAUGGUAUGAAGCCGGCCGUAGUUUUGGUGACAUAAGUGCCUCGACCAUGUUCCAAGAUAUAAAAAAAGUAAUAAUAGGAAUAGUUUUAAUGACUCUGUACGUCCAGAUUAUUCUAUCCCGCUUCAAUUGGUUAGAAUGGCGCUUUUGUUUAACGAGCGCUGGCUUGUUAUGCGUUGGAGGUGCUUUUGUUGUAGCUGUCGGACUAUGCUCUCUGUUUGGUGUGCCUUAUGGACCAGUGCACUCUUCGUUACCUUUUAUGUUAAUGGGUCUUGGUGUAGAUGAUAUAUUUGUAAUGAUGGCAUCUUGGGAAGAAGUCUUAUCGCACGAGUCCAAUCGUGUUAAAUCUGUUGAAGAACGCAUUGGUAUCAUGUUAAGUCAUGCUGGUGCUGCUAUUUCAAUAACAUCUUUGACAGAUGUUGUUGCAUUUAUUAUUGGUGCAUCUACGAUUCUUCCAUCACUAGAAUCAUUUUGUAUUUACGCCGCAGUAGGAGUUCUUGUUACUUUUUUAUUGCAAGUAACAUUUUUCGUAGCAGUAUUUACGCUGGACGUAAGACGAAUUGAGAGUAAACGUAACGGAGUAAUACCAUGUAUAGUACAUAAAAAUAAUCAAACAUCACAAGUUGAUCCAAGUAAAACACUAUCAUGGCGUAUAUUUAACUGGCUCUACUCCAAAAUAGUAUUAACAUUAUCAGGAAAAAUAUUUAUUAUAUUAAUAACCGCAUCAGUGACUGUCAUUGGUGGCAUUGGUGCUUACAAUCUCGAACAAUGGUUCGAUCCCAACUGGUUUUUACCAAAAGAAUCUUAUCUCAGUAAUUAUUUCAAUAUUAAUGACAAACAAUUUCCUAACCGCGGUAAUCCCGCGGCUAUCUACAUCGCGGAUAUUGAUUAUCUUAAUGAAUUUCCAAAAUUAAUAACAGUUACCGAGAAAUUAAUUAACAUGACAACUAUUGUUGAUAGUGUUGAAUCUUGGCCCCAUGACUUUGCUGAUUUUGUAACACUUCACUAUGAAAAAGAUGUCACAAAUAAUAACACAGUAACAGUAGAUGAUUUUAAUUUUUAUCUCUCAAAAUUUUUAUUCAGCCGGAGUGGAGGCCGCUACCAAAAAAAUUUUCGGUUCAAUGGAACACUGAUAUGUGGAAAAAAUACACCAAAAAUAAUGCUCUCUAGUAUAAGUUUAUCAUUUAAAAAGUUCAGCGGACCAGAUGAAUGGAUACCCGCAAUGGAUGCUGUUAAAUUAGUGGUUAACGAAACAAAUUUUAGCAGCUACGCUACCAUAUGGAGUAAAAUAUUUGCUGCCUGGGUAACAGACAAAGUAAUUGCUCGUGAAGUUACGCGUAAUAUAAUACUUGCACUUAUUUGUGUGAUGGGUACUACUGCAGUGUUGAUAGCUGAACCGCAGACGUGUAUUUGGAUACUUUUGUGCGUCAGUUUAACUCUUGUUGACAUUUGUGGAUUCAUGUAUUACUGGGGAUUAUCUGUUGACAUUGUUUCCUGUAUAGGACUUGAAUUAGCCGUGGGUUUAAGUGUUGAUUAUGCAGCGCACGUAGCCCACGCAUUUUUAAACAGUAAAUCACCUAAUGACGCCGGAGGCGAUGAAAAUAAUCGUACUGUAAGGGCAUUAAUUGCCGUAAGACAUAUCGGUGCGGCGGUACUUUAUGGCGCCGGUUCAACAUUACUCGCUCAAUCGCUUCUAGCGUUUUCUGAAGCAUACGUUUUCCGAACAUUUUUCAAGAUAUUUUUCCUCGUUAUUUCAUUCGGCGUCUGGCACGGCCUCUUCUUGCUCCCAGUAAUUUUAAGCUCCAUUGGUCCACGGAGUCUACAAGUCGGUAGAACUAGAAUUAAUAAAAAUACUAGUAAUGAUAAUAAAAAAAAUAAUGCAAACGUACUAGACAGAGAUAUUGAUCCGGACUUAAGUGCACAAGUCCCUCUAAAUUUUAUACAAAACGACUAAUUAUAUUUUAUUUAUAAAUAAAUAAAUAUUUUGUAUCCUCAUUCAUCUUUAUCAAUAAUAUUUAUUUUUGGUUCAAUAAACAUACAAAAUUAUUACACUAUUCAUACUUAUUAAUCACACAUUUAUACAAAAAUAAUAAUAAUUAUUGAAGUAAUAAUAAUAAUAAUAAUUAUAAAAUUGGAUAACUUAAAAAAACGGUAUUAUUUAUAUAUAUAUAUAUUAAAAUUAAAAACAAGUAGAAAAUAAAAUGUUGGAUCCUGUGAUGAUUUUGUUUAUUGAUCCAUUAAUAAAACUGUUUAAUUAUAAAUAAUUGUAAAUAAAAUAAAGUAAAAUAAAUGACUAUUGUAAAACGUAAAGGUAAAAAUUGUAUUGUAUGCAUUAUUUAUAUAUAUUUAUUAAUUUUUAUUUUAUUUAUAUAUAUUUAUAUUUAUACUCGUAAUUAAUAAUGACGUAAAAAUGAGCGGCGAGGGGAAUCACCCAAUCGACAGGUAGUUAAACCCCCAUCGCUGUCUCUCUCAGUCUUACACAGUUCAUAUGCAUUCAUUCAUUUAUUCAAGCGUACCCUUAUCAAUUUUAUUUCAUUUUCAUUUUUAUUUUUAUUUACUUAUUUUCUUUUUUUAUUAUUUAUUAUUAAUAUUAUUAUUAUUAUAAGUAUUAUUAUUAUUAUAGUUUUCAAUCCUUUUUUAUUUAUUUUUCAUACCCCGUAAAAUCGUGCUCGUUAUUGAAAUAAUAAUUUAUAAAUCUCUCCGUCUCUCCUGAUCGGCCGCGGACGGAGCAGCAAGUGAUCCUCGACAAACUUACAAUUUUAAAUUCAAUAUUUGUAAUUAAAUUAUAAAAUCAUUAUUUUAUUACUCUAGGUGCUUAUAAUAAUCAGCACACGGUUUAUUUAUUUGUUUAUUCAUUUAUUAAAUGUUUUAUUUAAAUAAGUUUGUUAGCGCACACGACGGUAGACUGCUGGGCAGAAAGCUGCGCACUUUAUUUUCUGAUUACACAAGUAUUACACUUAUUAUUUAUUAUUAAUUCGGGGCCGUAUAUAGUUUUUUUUAUAUUGUUUUUUUUUUUUUUUUUUUAGUAAUUAUUAUCAUUAUCAAUAAGGAACCAUCGAUAUAAUAAAAUUUAUUUUAUAAAGUUUUAGCAUAAGGUGCCAAUUAGUAAGUGCUUUAGUGGGAAAAUUUUAGGACGUAGCACGCGUGGCGUGAGCACAGGUAAUUAUAAUCAACGCGACAAUUGGGAUAGCCAGGUUUUUAUUUUUAUUUUUUUAUAUUUUUUAAUUGGAAUUGGGGAGGAUAUGGAAAAAAAGCUCGUCGUUACAUGACAAUUGUCGUGAACUCAGGGGCCGUCAGAAGCCGCGAUUUUUUUUUUACCUUCACAUUUAAUUUUUAAAAAUUUUAUACUAAAAUUAGCCGACGUAAUUUUUAGAUUUUUUUUAAAAACGAUAAAUUCAAAAAAAAUAUAUAUUUCAAAAAAUUGCACCUAUAGCUUUUUUAAUUUUCUACACAUGCAAUUUUUUUUUUUUUCAUUGAUUUGUUAAAAAAAAAAAUCAAAAAAUUUUUAAAUGUCUUCUAAAUUCAGAUAAUAAAAAUAAAAAAUUAUUUCUACUAAUGUAACAUUAAUAAUAAAAAAUACUUAAAUAUUUUACAAUAAAAAUAAUAAAUUCAAUAAACAUUUAGAAUAUGCUUCAAUGUUACAUUAAUAAAAAUAAUUAAAUUAAGUCUUUGCACGAGACACUUUAGCAAUUAAAGUAAAUAAUAAUAAUAACAAUAAUAUCAAUAAUAAUAGUAAUAAUAAUAACAAGAAAGAAGGCUGAGGAAUCGACGGCCGGGGAAAGACACUUCGGGGUACAGACAGACACACAGACACAUAAGACUAGGCUAUUUAUCAACUAUCUAUCUAUCUAUCUAUAAUAAUCCCUAUACUAUAUGCACAUGCACACGGUAUACAUACACGCGACAGUACAAUAAUUAUCAUGAUAUGUAUACGCAUGUGCACACGUUGUUAUUAUUUUCAAUCUUUAUUAAUUUCAUCAGUUCGUUAAUUCGUCAUCAGUAAUCAGCAAUUGCAAUCGCAAUUAUAAUCAUAAUCAUAGUCAUUUAUUAUUAAAUGUUAAUCUCCAUUAUUAUUUGUUUGUUUUUUUUUUUUUUUUUUCAUUUUUCAUCUUUUUUUUUUUCUUGUUCAAUUACUCAAUACAAGCUUAUGCCCAAAAAUCUACCAGAGGCACUUUGGGUUUAUUAGUACCAUUAAAAGUCGGCGUGCGCAAGGGGAGGGACACACCGCACAUCUGAUCCAAAGAUUGUACGUGGCACAACGCGAGGACAUUAUUAUUAUUAUUAAUAUUAUUAUUAUUAUUAUUAUUUACCAAAUUUAUCGAUUACUCUUUGUUAUCAAUUAAUAAGUAAUGAGUAAUUAAUCAAUACAUUUUGUUUUUUUAUUUUAUUAGUCAUUAUCAACUUUCGUACAAUAUUAAAUCGGUCUUUCCCCGAUACGAGUUUCUGAUAAUUUAAUCUAUAGCAAACUCGUAGUAUUUUUAUCUCCAGUUAUUACAUGUCCAAAUAAAAUAUAUCACGCUCUCCCUUAUUAUCCCCAUUGUCUAUUUAAAUAAUCUCGCUCGGUUUUAAUCACUUUCUUGAACUCCCUUUCCACAUCUAGAUCUUAAAUCACUUUUCAUUUUAUUUUCAAAAUAUUUUUGAGCAAUAAAUACUUUCUCCACUUACAUGCACAUUUUAAAUUGACGCAUUUGGAAAAAAUACAUGUUUUAAAAAAUAAACAGAAAAAAAAUAAUAAAAAAUAAAAAACAAUUUAUAAAUAAGUCAAUUCAUCCCUUCAAAUCCUCAUUAAAUUAUAAACAAUCCAUUCAUACCGAUCCAUUUGCACCGCGACUUUAAUCGACAACUUACGUAACACAAAAUUGUUAUGGCUAAAUUAAUUUUAAU